UCCCCCGCUUCCCACUUGUUACCAUGGCCCACCCAGCUCUCAAGAGCCUCAAGGUUUUCGACGUUGCUCGCCUCGCCGCACACCCCUUCACGGCCCGUGCUGCCACCAAGCUCGUCGCUGCCCAGUCCGAGAUUGUUGCCCGUGCCCAGAAGGUGCCCGCUGAGACCAAGCCCUCCAUCGAUUUCGAUCACUACAAGAGCAUUCUCGACCGAUUCGAUCCCCACCUCGUCGCCACCGCUAAGGCCGAGUACGAUCGUUUCCAGGCCACUCCCUCCACCACCAAGAUCACCAUCGACGGCCAGGCCACUUGGGAUCAAGACGCUGCCUCGUUGGUGGCCGACUCCAAGAAGGACAUUGCCACUAUCGACGCCAAGCUCAAGCAGAUUGCUGAGCUCAAGCCUGUCGAGGAGAUGACACACGCCGAUCUCUACGAGAUGAGCCCUCGCCACUUUGAGCGCACUGUCGCCAUGCUUCGCGAGUACUACCCUUCAUACAUGAAGAAGGAGCACGGCGAGGUUUCCGACGAGGCCAAGACCUAUGCCCGAUCGUUCGUCCCCAAGCGUUAAAACCAAAUUGCGCGUUUUGUGAUGGUUGAUUGGGGUGGUUGGCGAAAUGUUUAAAGCAGUAGUCUUGCUUGGCCUUUUCUACUUUUGGUGCUGUCCAUCCUCGAUUGUCAUUUUUUUGCUUGAUUCAAUAACAAAUGUGUGUACUUCAGCGGA
Messenger RNA from Capsaspora owczarzaki ATCC 30864, 719 nucleotides. RefSeq lists its product as hypothetical. Gene Ontology annotation, biological process: proton motive force-driven ATP synthesis. Gene Ontology annotation, molecular function: proton transmembrane transporter activity. The transcript has 4 exons. NCBI's taxonomy places the organism in Eukaryota, Filasterea, Ministeriida, Capsasporidae. The coding region runs from base 24 to 566 and encodes 180 amino acids. The record is from RefSeq and is a predicted model, not a curated record.